AAGUGCUCAGUCUUGAACAGAGGUGAUUGCAAACCUGUAUUUCGGUUUGAGCGGUAUUAUAAAGAAAAAUGUUGAAAAAUUCAAUGUUGCUUACAGUGGCCACAUUGGUAUUCCUUUAUACAUUGGGGGGUGUAAAGUCUUUCAGCUUACCUCUGUAUCGAAAUGCUAUCGAUAAUAUUAAUGUAUACCUUUCCCAAAAUGGAUACCCGCUGGAAACCCAUCACGCUCAAACCGAAGACGGCUACAUCUUAACUUUACACCGAAUACCUCACGGCCGCAAAGAAUCCGCAUCCACUGACGACAAAGACAGGAAACCUCCAGUUUUUCUUAUGCACGGCUUAUUGUGCAGUUCGGUAGACUGGGUAAUAUUAGGGCCUGGCAAAGCGAUGGCUUUGAUGUUGGCCGACGCGGGAUACGACGUCUGGCUGGGAAAUAACAGGGGAAACACCUUUUCCCGAAACCACGUGUCCUUGGAUCCAGAUAGAGACUCGAAAACAUUCUAUAAUUACAGCUACCACGAAAUCGGAAAGUACGACCUUCCUGGAAUGAUUGACUACGUUUUGAAGUCUACUGGAUUCGCCAAAUUGACGUAUGUAGGAUAUUCAGAAGGGUUCACAUCGUUCACCGUUAUGGGGUCUAUCCGACCCGAAUACAACGACAAAAUUUUACUUAUGAACGCUUUUGCGCCUGUAACUAACAUGCAUGCCAUAACUAGUUGGCCUAUCAAUACUCUGGCUAGAUUUCCUGUACUAUUAAAGUUGGCAAAAAUGAUUGGAUGGAAUGAAAUGUUUACCAAAAGGAUUGCGGCGAAAGUAUUUAGGAACCUCUGCAGAUUGAGAUUUUUAUGCAAGUUGUUUUUCGAGGUUACUGGAUCGUCACCAGAACAAUUAGCUGAUCAUGAAUUCCUGAUGGAUAUAUUGAUCAACUUUCCAGCGGGAAUGUCUUGGAAGCAAAUCGCUCAUUAUGUCCAAGGCACCCAGUCAGGUCUGUUCAGGCCAUUUGACUACGGUUCUGUAAAGAACGUUGAAGUAUAUGGACGAAAAGAUCCCCCAGCCUACGACUUGACUAAAGUUACAGCACCAAUCAUUCUUUACUACGGUGAAUCUGAUUGUCUUAUAAACAAUGGGGAAUUACUUGGAUCAGUAGCGAAACAACUGCCAAAUGUUGUAGGACAAUUUCUUGUGCCUUAUAGCAAUUUCAAUCAUUUGGAUUUUAUUUAUGGCAAAGAAAUAUCACUUCUGAACAUCGAAGCUUUAAAGAAUAUUCAAAAAGUGAACAGAGAAAUAAGUUAGUUCUUUUACUAAUCUAUCUCUAUAUAGAUUUGACUGAUUAUGUAUUUAUAUGUAUUGUUUUAAAUAUUUAUUGGAUGUUAUUGUUUUUUUAAUUUGUAAGUGUUAUUGUUUGUAAACUAUAUUGUGUGUUUUAAUAGAUGUAAUAUAUUAUAGAUUAAGUUAUGUGUGAUCGACAAUAUCAUAAGAUUGGCAAAAAACCUUUUUAUAAAGUGUUAAAAUUGUGAUAUUUAAAGUACGUUAAUGUUGAUUUUUGUCAAUCACAUGAUAUCUUUUAUGUCAAUUAUUUCGACUAUUUGGUGGAAGUUUUGUAGAUACAAUAUGAAGUUUAAAUAUAACAAAGAAUUUUUUUUA
This is a messenger RNA of Sitophilus oryzae (rice weevil), 1643 nucleotides long. Its product is annotated as lipase 1-like. The transcript is spliced from 6 exons. Gene Ontology annotation, molecular function: hydrolase activity, acting on ester bonds. Gene Ontology annotation, biological process: lipid metabolic process. The record is from RefSeq and is a predicted model, not a curated record. Lineage: Eukaryota; Metazoa; Arthropoda; Insecta; Coleoptera; Curculionidae. The coding region runs from base 69 to 1292 and encodes 407 amino acids.